Molecule: messenger RNA, 958 nt
Organism: Pseudopipra pipra
Lineage: Eukaryota; Metazoa; Chordata; Aves; Passeriformes; Pipridae
Gene: PRKCSH
Product: PRKCSH beta subunit of glucosidase II
Exons: 4
Biological process (GO): liver development; N-glycan processing
Cellular component (GO): glucosidase II complex
Source: RefSeq, a predicted model, not a curated record
GGGGAGUUUGGUGGGAUUUUGAGGUCUGGGGGGGUUGGGGGGCUCUGGGGGCAUUUAGGGGGGUUUUGGGGACCCCCCUGACCCCCCCUUUCCCCCCUCCCAGGUCCCUGGAACAGGAAUUGGGGUUUGAUUUCGGCUCCGAGGGCGAGUUCUCAUACCUGUACAACCAGUGCUAUGAGCUGAGCACCAGCGAGUACGUUUACCGCCUGUGCCCCUUCCACCGCGUCACCCAGAGGCCCAAAAACGGCGGCUCCGAGACCAACCUGGGGACCUGGGGCUCCUGGGCCGGCCCCGAAGGCGACAAGUUCAGCGCCCACAAGUACGAGCAGGGCAUGGGGUGCUGGCAGGGCCCCAACCGGGGCCACCACGGUGAGGUUGAUGUGUGGCACGGACACGGCGCUGGUGGCGGCCACGGAGCCGAGUCGCUGCGAGUACCUGCUGGAGCUGGAGACCCCCGCGGCCUGCAGGGAGCCCCCCGCCCCCCACGACGAGCACGACGAGCUGUGACCCCAGAAACACCCCCGGGACCCCCAGAAUACACCCCCUCCCAAAAACAACCCAAAAAGCCAUCCGAAAAUCCCCCCAAACUGCCCCCUGAGCCCACUGGGAGCCCCCCCAGACUCAAGCUGGGGGGGGGGGUCCUGCCUCAGUUUCCCUCCCCCCAGAACCUCAAGCGACCAUCCCAGGAUCCCUAAUUUGGGAAUUUCUGGGGGGUAUUCCAAUGGGGGGGGGAUCACACCCCCCAAAUGGAGAUUUUGGGGGGGGGGUAGGGGUGGUGUUCCUUCAUUUUCCUCCCCCAGAAAUUCCUCCAGGACUUUGAGGGACCAUCCCAAGAUCCCUAAUUCGGGAAUUCUGAGGGGGAGAACAUCUGGGGCGGAGGAUGGGGGAGAGGUGAGGAUUCUCCCCCCCCCAAAAAAAAAAACUUGAUGGAUAGAAAUAAAAAUAAAAAUAAAUUUUA